AUGGAGGGCAGGGGACUCAAAGCAUGCUCCUCAUCCACCGCAUCCACCGAUGUCGAAGCUGCAGAUCUUGAGGGCACGAAGCCCUUGCAGGAAGCUGAGAGAGAGCUGCAGAAGUCGGAGGAGAAAUCUGAGGAAAUUCCUACUACUAAACCAAAGCGUAAGAAGCAGAAGAUGACUCCUGAGAUCAAGGAAAUGAAAAAUCUGAGGGAAUCUUUCAAAGAGAUGACUGAAACUGUGAAAAAACUACAGGAGACUUUACUUGUACAGGCCGGUCUACCAGUGAUUUCCUUCAAGGAGAAAGGAACCACCCCAGUGGAGAAAAAUGAGGAGAAAUAUGAGUGCUGUUUCGAAAGUAAAGAGUCGGAUGUAAUGCACAGUAAGGAUCAUACCAUAUUCGUCAAGGGAUUUGAUCCUUCCCAAGCUAGGGAUGAUAUCAAGACCGCAUUGAGGGCGCAUUUUGGUACAUGUGGAAAAGUCACUAGGGUUUUUGUUCCCACACAGUGUAAAACCGGUGCUACCUUAGGAUAUGUUUUCGUUGAUCUGCAAAGUGGUGCAGACAAGGCCUUAAAACUCGCUGGAAGUUUGUUGGGAGGAUGGAGUCUUGAGGUUAUGAUGGCUAAAGACAUAUCGGACAUAUUCUAUGGACUCUCUAACUUGAAAGGAUGUCCACGUUGUUCGGUUAUUCUUCGACAACGCAUGCACAAGAGAUUCAUUACUACUCAUGGUGGUCGUUGCCUCACGCCCCAUUUCAAAUUCCCAUUGAAGAAGAAGAUCAAGGAGCCCUAG
Messenger RNA from Eutrema salsugineum, 786 nucleotides. RefSeq lists its product as uncharacterized. Bases 1 to 786 code for a protein of 261 amino acids. Lineage: Eukaryota; Viridiplantae; Streptophyta; Magnoliopsida; Brassicales; Brassicaceae. The transcript is spliced from 3 exons. The record is from RefSeq and is a predicted model, not a curated record. Gene Ontology annotation, molecular function: RNA binding.